CUUCGGUGCUAUUACAGACUGGUGGUAUUACGGAGUGUAGCCGGGUGAUAUUGCAGCCGGGUCGGUCAAGUUUAUUUUGAGGUGGGACCAGGCCUCUGCCCCCUUCACUCAGAAACCUUUUAUCAGAUUGUAACUUCUUGGAAAUCGUCAUGGCUUUAAUACGAAGCCCGUGGUUACUUAGAAAACGUUGGGGACACUUGGCAAAAUUCCCUUGGCCCCCCGUUUUUGACAGUUGGGUCCCCCGCGAUCUCCCGAAGUUAAUUAGAGGCUCGGAGGCUCGAACCUUCGGUACGAGCUUCCUGCUGUCUUCCGAACGGGCUGCCUCCUCCUCCUCCUCCUCGGCCGUGAGCUUGAACUUGACUCCAGGGUCCCGCUGCUUGUGGGAUGAGCCGGUGGAGAUCGCGGUGCACGGUCUGGCCCCAGCCCAGCCGGUCACCCUGAGCGCCUCCUUCCGCGACGAGAAAGGGGUGCUCUUCCAGUCGUCUGCCCGCUACCAGGCGGACGCGGGCGGGCAGCUGGACCUGGCGCGGGCGCCCGCUCUGGGGGGCAGCUACCGCGGCGUGGAGCCUAUGGGAUUCCUCUGGACCAUGCAGCCCGAGAAGCCCCAUUGGCGGCUGGUGAAGCGGGACGUGCAGACCCCCUUCCGCGUGGACCUGGAGGUGUACGAGGGGCACGAUCCCAAGCCCACAGAACUUCUGGCCCAAGUGGUCCACGAGCGAGGCUUCCUGAGGCCGGGGGUGAAGAGGAUCCCGGUGCGAGAGGGCAGCGUGCGGGCCACCCUCUUCCUGCCUCCGGGAUCAGGGCCCUUCCCUGGGGUCAUCGACAUCUUGGGAAUUGGAGGUGGCCUGUUUGAAUACAGAGCCAGCCUGUUGGCUGGACAUGGCUUUGCUGUGCUGGCCCUGGCAUACUAUGACUUUGAGGACCUCCCCAAAGACAUGAAGGAAUUUCAUCUGGAAUACUUUGAAGAGGCUGUCCAGUACCUGAAAAACCACCCCCAGGUAAAGGGUCCAGGAGUUGGACUGCUUGGAUUUUCUAAAGGGGGUGAUCUGUGCAUCUCCAUGGCCUCCCACCUGAAGGACAUCACAGCCACUGUCAUCAUCAAUGGCUCUGUGGCAAAUGUAGCGGCUUCGCUACACUAUAAGGGUAUAACCAUUCCCCCAUUGCCUAUUGACCAAAAACGUAUGAAGAUAGCUGAAAAUGGGGUUGCAGACAUCAUUGAUAUACUCGUCAGCCCUUUGGAGGAACCUGGACAAAAAAGCUUAAUUCCAAUUGAGAAAGCUGAAAGUUGCUUCUUGUUUCUUGUUGGUCUGGAUGACCACAACUGGAAAAGUGAAUUCUAUGCCAAUGCAGCUGCCAAAUUGUUACAAGCCCAUGGGAAGAAAAAACCUGAGAUUAUCUGUUACCCCGCAACAGGACACUAUAUUGAGCCCCCAUAUUUCCCUGUGUGCCUGAUUUCCUUUCACACUUUCAUAGGCAAACUUGUGACAUGGGGAGGAGAAGUUAGGGCCCACUCCCUGGCCCAAAUUGAUGCUUGGAAACAACUCCAAACCUUCUUCCACAAACAUUUAGGAAAUGAUAAGUUAACGAAUCCCUCUAAAUUGUAACUCACCAUUUAGAAUUUAAAAUGUUAUAGGCUAAGGAGUUGAGAUGAUACCAACUAGAGAGAUUCUUUUUAAAAUAAUUAUUCUGAGUAAAUGGAAUAAGAUUUUUUCUCACUAAUAAG
Messenger RNA from Dromiciops gliroides (monito del monte), 1723 nucleotides. RefSeq names its product acyl-coenzyme A thioesterase 1-like. Gene Ontology annotation, biological process: acyl-CoA metabolic process; fatty acid metabolic process. NCBI's taxonomy places the organism in Eukaryota, Metazoa, Chordata, Mammalia, Microbiotheria, Microbiotheriidae. Gene Ontology annotation, molecular function: fatty acyl-CoA hydrolase activity. The transcript has 3 exons. The coding region runs from base 150 to 1604 and encodes 484 amino acids. The record is from RefSeq and is a predicted model, not a curated record.